CUCCACAACUCUCCGAACAUGGUGCCCUGGAACUCUGCUAAAGCAAAGGUUCAACUCAGGCUAGGCGUACAGAGGCUGCGGACCCUGCAGGAGAAGAAGAGUGCCCAGGCAAAGGCCGCGCGGAGAGACAUAGCCCUUCUGCUUGAGAAGGGUAAGGUGGAAACUGCGAGGAUCAAAGUCGAGAACAUCAUCAAUGAAGACGUCUAUGUCGAGCUACUGGAACUCCUCGAGAUGUACUGCGAACUCCUCAUCUCGCGCUUCGGGCUCCUGGAUCAGAGUACGCGGGAGCCAGAUCCAGCCGUGAGCGAAGGAGUUUGCGCCGUGAUAUACGCGGCGCCCAGAACAGAGCUAAAGGAGCUGCAAAUUCUCCGCGACAUCCUGAUGCACAAGUUCGGCCGCGAGUUCUCGAUCGCGGUCAUGGAGAACAAGGAUAGAAUAGUCAGUGAACGUGUCACCCGGAAGCUGGAUAUAUCGACACCGUCAUCGGCGCUGGUCGAUGCCUAUCUCGGCGAGAUCGCGAAGGGGUACGGCGUAGCGUGGUCGCCCCCAAUCCCACCGAGCACAAAGGACGAAGACGAGGAUGGGGGCCCGGACGGAGGCGUCACGGAACGGCCGGAAGAGCCUGCGACGCCAGCGAAGGCAGCAGCGCCGUCUGCGGCUCUGGACUCGCCGAAGCCGCUGGACGCUGCAGCGAUAUCGGCGGAAGCCAGGAGCGCGGGCGUGCGCACGCCCAAGCUUCCCGAAGUUCCGGUGGAAGAGAAAGCGCCGCGUGUUGAGAAGUCGGCGGGGCUCGCGAGCCCGCCUGCGGAUCCCCCCGCGAAGGCUCCCCAGGAAGACGAGUUUACGGCGUUGGCGAAGCGUUUUGAGGCAUUGAAGAAGCGCUAGCCUGCGGAUCGGAGAUACCGAGGGUUGUUGUACGUUCAUGGAGUAAUGUAAGAUCUUUGUUUUGUACCACAGACGGACACGGCCC
Molecule: messenger RNA, 970 nt
Organism: Trametes versicolor FP-101664 SS1
Lineage: Eukaryota; Fungi; Basidiomycota; Agaricomycetes; Polyporales; Polyporaceae
Product: DUF292-domain-containing protein
Exons: 8
Coding region: 19-885 (288 amino acids)
Biological process (GO): protein transport
Source: RefSeq, a predicted model, not a curated record